AUGUCGCAGAUCAUGGCUCCUCUCCCGCCAGAGCGUAUCACACCCUGUCACGCAUUUGCUCGAACUGGGCUAGACUACGCUGGCCCGUUCAAAGCAGUGCAUCUCGAAUUGGCUGGCGAUCUCUCCACCGCUAGCCUUCUCGGAGCCCUCACCCGAUUCAGCGGACGCCGCGGUCGACCCUCGGAGUUAUGGAGUGAUAAUGCAACUCAUUUUCAUCGCGCCGACCUUGAGAUCCGUAAUGCGUUGAACAACGAACGUCUCAACUGGAUCACGAUCUCCGAUCGUCUCGCUGAGGACGGAAUAAAAUGGAGUUUCAGCGGUGAAGUCGUUCAAGGCUCAUUUGAAGCGUACUCUGGGGCCACGGCGAGUCACCUUCGAAGAAAUGUCCACGAUCUUAGUGAGCAUCGAAGCAGUCUUCAACAGUCGUCCCCUGUGUCCAGUGACUAA
This is a messenger RNA of Trichogramma pretiosum, 447 nucleotides long. RefSeq lists its product as uncharacterized. Gene Ontology annotation, molecular function: nucleic acid binding. NCBI's taxonomy places the organism in Eukaryota, Metazoa, Arthropoda, Insecta, Hymenoptera, Trichogrammatidae. The transcript is spliced from 2 exons. The coding region runs from base 1 to 447 and encodes 148 amino acids. The record is from RefSeq and is a predicted model, not a curated record.